AUGGACGAGAUUGAGCUGAGGAGAACGCUUUUUGAUGCUUUGAAAGAAAAGCGGUAUUUGGUGGUCCUCGAUGAUAUUUGGAGAAGCGAGGAUUGGGAUAUUCUUAAACCUGCUUUUCCAAGAGGAAGAAAGGGAAGCAAAAUAUUGUUCACAACACGAAACAGGAAUGUGGCUUCACGUGCCGAUCCUUGGAGCACUCCUGUGGAGCUCUCACUUCUUACAGAUGAUGAAAGUUGGAAUCUUUUGUGUAAGAAAGCAUUCCCACGGAGCAAAAUGGGUUCUCAAUGCUGCUCAGAAGAAUUUGUGAAGCUUGGAAAAGAGAUGGUGAAAAAAUGUGGAGGCUUGCCUUUAGCAAUUGUUGUGUUGGGUUGCUUGCUGGCAACAAAACAGUCAGUGGCUCAAUGGGAGAUGGUUCAUAAAAACAUCCAUGGACACUUAAAUGAGCUCCCACACCAAGAUCGUCAAUAUGGUGCAGUGAACCGAAUUUUGGUUUCAAGCUACAAUGACUUGCCUUAUCCUUUAAAACCAUGCUUUUUGUAUCUUAGUCAUUAUCCAGAAGAUUGGGAGAUACCGAAAAAAGAACUCAUUCGUUUAUGGAUCGCUGAAGGUUUCAUUCCGGAAAACGAAGAAUUCUUGAUGGAGGAUUUAGGCGAAAAAUUCCUAGAAGAGCUUAUAGAUAGGAGCUUGGUUCAAGUUAGCAGGCGAGACUAUACAGGAACAAAUGUGGAGACAUGUCGAUUGCAUGAUCUCUUGAGGGACGUGUGCUUGAAGAAAGCAAGAGAGGAGAAGUUCUUGGAAAUUAUUCAACAACCACUGCAUGAACGUGAAGUGACAUUGGCAGAACCUAUGCUACGAAGAAUUUCUAUUCAACCUAGUCAAUGGAGAGUUAUUUUGAAGGGAGAGCAUCCAAAAUUACGUUCUUUGUUGUUUUCUCAGAACGUGAAAUUGGCAGAAUUUUGCAUUUCAAAAUACAAAAGCUUCAAAUUUUUAAGGGUGUUGACUCUUGCAAAAUCGGACAACUACGAAAAGUGGCAUGUGUCGACUGAAAUUGGUAAUCUCCAACAUUUGAGAUACUUGAAGUUAUACUACAAUAGAAAAAUGAUUUUGCCGCGAUCUAUUGGCAGGUUGAACAGUUUGUACACUUUAUACAUCAAGUCUGGUUAUGAAAGUGCAAUUCCAGAUGGUGUGUUUAAGUUGGAACGUUUAAGGCAUAUUCUAAUAAAAGUAGCUGAUGAAUGUGGAUUUCGUUGGCGGCAAGGGUUCACUUCAAAAAAUAUUGAAACUUUGAAGUUCAUAGUGGUGGAUGUGAAGCCGGUUGAAAAUAAUGCAGUGCUUAGGUGGACUAAUAUUCAGAGUUUAGGAAUAGUAUUUACCAGAGCAAACUAUGUUAAGCCUACCCUAAUAUUGCUAACCAAAUUGCAACGCCUUAGAUCAGUGUCCUUAAGUAUUUUUGAUGGCUCACACCCAGACUUAGAACCCCUUUCUCAAUAUUAUCACCUCUCCAAACUGAAAUUAUUCGGGCGGAUAGAAGAUAAGCCACAUCCGAACGGUCAUGUUUUGAAAUUUCUUCCAUCAAAUAUUGUCAAAUUAACUUUGGUUGAUUGCGAGCUGAGCCAAGAUCCAAUGGCCGUAUUAGAAAACCUAUGUCAUUUGAGGAUUCUCCAUUUGAAACAUGCAUAUAUUGGGAGUAAAAUGGUGUGCUCUGCAAAUGGAUUUCCUAAACUUUGAUUGUCUUCGAAUGAUUUUCUUAAGUAAGUUGGAGGAGUGGGAAAUUGAAGAAGGUGCACUGCCAUGCCUCCAAGAAUUGGAGUUGUCCGUUGAUAGUUUAAGGAUGCUUCCAGAAGGAUUGAUGUAUGUUACUACUCUCCAAGAAUUAAAUUUAAUAGGACUGCCUUCGUCAUUGGAAUAAAAGAUUAAAGUGAUAGAUGGAAGAGAAGGAGAAGAUUUCUAUAAAGUGCGCCACAUUCCCUCCAUCCACAUUUCAUUGAUCCCAAAGUAAUAAGAAUCAACAUCACGUGAGGUAUUUAUUUCUGUAAAAUAAUAAUCUUUACAUUUUUUUUCUUUUCUUUUUACCCAUUGAGUUAGAGAUUGAUAUAAUAUUGAUAAAAUAACAUGAAAGAAGAAUAUAUCUUUAAUUACCAUAAAAUUAUAAUUAAAAUAUAAAAAAUAAAAAUUUCAAAUCAUUUUUCUAGAAAAACUAAGAUUUUAAUAUCAUUUUAUUAUUUCAUAUUUUUAAUUAUUAUACAUAAGAGAUGAUGAUAUAUACAUACCAUUUUUCUUCUUGAUGUAAGUUAUCUAAUUAGCACUGGAAUACACUUUGUCGAGAUAUCUAAUUUCAUUAACUGUGUGUAUGUAUUUUUAUAAGAAUUAGAUUGCUAUAUACUAUGAGCUUUGAAUGAAGAGAUUGUUUGCUAUAUAA
Gossypium arboreum is the source of this 2419-nucleotide messenger RNA. RefSeq names its product probable disease resistance protein At1g58602. The transcript has a single exon. Gene Ontology annotation, biological process: defense response to other organism. Bases 1 to 1728 code for a protein of 575 amino acids. Lineage: Eukaryota; Viridiplantae; Streptophyta; Magnoliopsida; Malvales; Malvaceae. Gene Ontology annotation, molecular function: ADP binding. The record is from RefSeq and is a predicted model, not a curated record.